AUGGAUUUUGGCGACAUGACACCGAUAUUCGGGGAAGUAACGGCAGUCAGGUCCGCACCGAGCACCACUCCGUUAGAGCCUUUUCUUUUUCGCGUUCACGGCUUGCAAAAUGACCCUUCUGGCCUCAGAAUCAUCGUGACUGACUUCCAGUCCAAUACCUUUGAGGCCAUCAGGUCCCGUCAUCAGCUCGAAGACAUGAGAGAUAACAUUGGAAUUGGUGGCAACUGGUCUGAAUUUGUUGAUUAUAUUAGAGCUUCCAUAAAAUCUGAAGAUGUGAAGCUCAUUCUGGAGGGUCAAUCAGAAUCAGGAGGUGCAUCUCAUGCAAAAUUAAUUGCUCAAAAAGGAAAAGGAAUGCCGCGGAUGUUUAUUUCCCUUGCUAAACUUUCGGAUGUUGCUGCUAGUCAAGCUAUGGCCAAUCUUUCAAUGGAGCUCUACAAAGAGUAUAAGAAUGUUCACAAAUCACUUGUAGAAGAGCAAGAGUGUUCACUUAACUUGACCAUAGUUGUAGCUGCUGAACGGGAAAAGAAUAACAGUCUCCAGAAUAUGCUGUAUUCGAGAAAGAACAAGUCCCAAAAGAUGGACACAGAAAACUCAGAUUCUAAAUUGGCUUCGAGCCCACAAGAUGCUUCAGAAAACCAAAUUACUCAAAACCAAAACUCAACAAAAGUCCCUAAUCGUGUUGUACCGGCACACCGCAGGGCAAAAGUGAGAGGGGCUGUUUUGAUGGACAUUGAAGAUGAUGAUUCAUAA
Molecule: messenger RNA, 750 nt
Organism: Fraxinus pennsylvanica
Lineage: Eukaryota; Viridiplantae; Streptophyta; Magnoliopsida; Lamiales; Oleaceae
Source: the annotation of a GenBank genome assembly